Messenger RNA from Trichomonas vaginalis G3, 609 nucleotides. RefSeq names its product protein of unknown function (DUF814). Bases 1 to 609 code for a protein of 202 amino acids. The transcript has a single exon. NCBI's taxonomy places the organism in Eukaryota, Parabasalia, Trichomonadida, Trichomonadidae. The record is from RefSeq and is a predicted model, not a curated record.
AUGGUUAUUAUUUAUCAAAUCAAGGAUUACACAAUUUUUGUAGGUGUUGACCAGUUUGAAAAUGAAGAUCUUAUUAAGUACUCAGCAAAAUACAUGGAGAAUCUUGAAGACAAGUUAAUUUGGUUCCAUGCAGAUAAAUUUUCAAGUCCGCACGCUUACAUCAAGAUGCAUCCAGGCGACACUGAAAUCCCAAAGAAUUUAAUCGACAUUUGCUGCCAAAUUUGCAAAGAUGGUUCAAUUAAAGGCUGCAAAGAACCAGCAAUCGAUGUUGUUUAUUGUGAAGCCAAGAAUUUAUCAAAAGCUCACUGCAACAACCCAGGCCAAGUCACUUUCCACGACCCAUCCGCUUGCAAAUACGUCAAAGGCGUCAAAAAGAACAAUUUAAUCGUCAAUAUGCUUGCAAAGAUCAAAGGCGAAACAUCGCUUACCGAAAUGAACAAGGACCUUGAUGAUCUCAUUGUCAAUAGAAGAAAUGCAAAGAAGGCAGAGUUCAAGGCUCAAAAAGAAGCCGAAAUAAAGGAAAUCCAAGACAAGAAGCAGGCCAAGUACGAUAUGCUCCAGGGUAUGACACAGGCUGAUGGAAUCAUGGAUGAAGAUGACUUCAUGUAA